GUUUAGUUCUCGAUUACAGGGAAUAGUUAUAAAUAAAGAUCAAAAUUUUAUUAUAUCUUUGUAAUAAAAGAUACAACGUUACGGACGAUUUGGCUUUUAACCUGUGACCACCGAUUCUCUCUCUCUCUCUCUUUGACUCAUCAAUCAAUCAAUCAAUCAUGGUGGUUGAACUAUGGGAGACGGUCAAGGAAACCAUCACAGCUUACACCGGCCUCUCUCCGGCUGCCUUUUUCACCGUCCUUGCUCUCGCCUUCGCCGUCUACCAAGUCGUCUCCGGUUUCUUCGUCUCUCCCGAGGAACACCGUCCUCGCUCCACGGAGGAUUACCCGCAGCCGGAGCCUCUUCCGCCUCCGGUUCAGCUGGGAGAAAUCACGGAGGAGGAGCUUAAGCAGUACGACGGAUCCGAUUCCAAAAAGCCCCUUCUCAUGGCCAUCAAAGGCCAGAUCUACGAUGUUUCCCAGAGCAGGAUGUUCUAUGGACCAGGUGGACCAUACGCUCUGUUUGCGGGGAAAGAUGCAAGCCGAGCUCUGGCUAAGAUGUCCUUUGAGGAAAGUGAUUUGACCGGAGACAUCUCGGGUCUCGGUCCAUUUGAGCUAGAUGCGUUGCAAGACUGGGAGUACAAGUUCAUGAGCAAGUACGUCAAAGUCGGGACCAUUCAGAAGAAUGAUGGAGAAGGCAAAGAAAGUGCUGAGCCUUCUACAAACACUGGAGAAGAAGCUUCUGCGGCUGCCCACGAGGAAACUCCUAGAAGCGUAGAAGAGAAAACAGAAGAGGCCACAGAGAAGAAGGAUGUUGCAAAUGGUGAUGCUGCAAAGGAGGAGUAAGUCAAUAUGAAGCAAACACUUUCUCUUGAGAAAUUAGUGUGAUUUGUCAGGAUUUUAAGUAUGAGUCGUAUAUAGCUCAUGUUGAAAGAAACAAGCUCAAUAAAUUAAAAAAAACGUAGACUGUGUGUAUCUUUUGGAUCUUGUGAUAACAUCAAAUUCUCGUUAUGAAAACUUUUAAAUUA
This is a messenger RNA of Eruca vesicaria subsp. sativa (arugula), 1006 nucleotides long. The record is from the annotation of a GenBank genome assembly. Lineage: Eukaryota; Viridiplantae; Streptophyta; Magnoliopsida; Brassicales; Brassicaceae.